Pangasianodon hypophthalmus (striped catfish) is the source of this 906-nucleotide messenger RNA. RefSeq lists its product as uncharacterized. The record is from RefSeq and is a predicted model, not a curated record. Bases 52 to 765 code for a protein of 237 amino acids. Gene Ontology annotation, cellular component: autophagosome membrane. Gene Ontology annotation, biological process: autophagosome assembly; negative stranded viral RNA replication. NCBI's taxonomy places the organism in Eukaryota, Metazoa, Chordata, Actinopteri, Siluriformes, Pangasiidae. The transcript is spliced from 6 exons.
GUUAAUUUUGUUUUCUCUAAUGUAAGUGUGUUGUUAGUGUGAAGCCGGAUUAUGGAGGCAUGGAAAAGUCACGUGCGAGCAGCACUGAUCCACAGGGACUGCCUACAGAAAGAUCCCUUCUCUGGACUCUUCACUAAAGUGUCUAGAUUAGAAGAAAUGUUAAGUCUACAUAUGGGUGUGUGGGAGGAUAUGGAGAGAGACAGAAUAAAAAGUCCAAAUGCAAAUGGAGUAUUGCAAUGCCCAGUAGAGGAGAAAAACCCAGCGAAACUCUACCUGCAGCUCAAAGAGGAAGAGCAAACCAGACAAAAGCUUGCCCAGAAAGUGUCAGACCUGACCAGUGAUCGUUACUUGAAGGAAGCAGAGCUGCAGUACUGUCACUCACAAGUAAGCCGCUACCGCAACGAAGCUCUGCUCUUGGCCAGAGAAGCGUGCUGUCUCAAAAAUGAUCUGUCUGAGUACGAGUAUAAAUUGGAGUGUCAGUCAAAGGAGUUGGCUGCGUUGCAAUUGGAGCAGAGGACACUGAGGGAGGACCUGGUGAUCGCACGUCAGGAGAAAGAGGAGCUACUGGAACGCUGGUUGGAGGAGAAAAGAGAGGAGGCAGAGCGAAUUAAUAAGCACAAUGCUGCACUGGAAAGGUGGAACAGUUAUGCUGGUCGACUGAGCAGGCGUCUGUAUUCUGGGCCUCGUCGGCAAACACGGCCAACUACUAACAGCCAAGUUAUCCAUAGAGAUUCAACUGAUCAACCAUCCACCAAGCAUGACUAAAUACUUCACUGAUUUACUUUUAAUUCAGUUUACUGAAAAUUUGCACUGUACUAAAUCUUAACUGUAUAAAAUGUGUACAUUAUUUUUUUAAAAUGUGAAUUUGAAACCGAUAUGUACAAUAAACUUGUUUAGUGUUUUGAA